Plasmodium inui San Antonio 1 is the source of this 2181-nucleotide messenger RNA. RefSeq lists its product as hypothetical. Bases 1 to 2181 code for a protein of 726 amino acids. The record is from RefSeq and is a predicted model, not a curated record. Gene Ontology annotation, molecular function: double-stranded DNA binding. The transcript has a single exon. Gene Ontology annotation, biological process: regulation of DNA-templated transcription. NCBI's taxonomy places the organism in Eukaryota, Apicomplexa, Aconoidasida, Haemosporida, Plasmodiidae.
AUGAAUAAAUACAUUUUCCUCCUACUAGUAAUUACAAAAUUGAACACAUUUGCAUGUUACGUUAGGCGCGAAAGGAUUUUUUGUGGCAACAUCAUGAGGAAGAACAAAGACAAGGUUAGCAGCGAGAAUGGGGGCCCAUUUAAAUCCCCAGAUGUUAUCCAUACUGUGCGCGUGGUAAGGGGAUCCUACGGGGGAAGGCGCAGACGGGAGUUAUUUUAUUUGAGAGCCCCACGCUGCGGUUCGGUUGGCAGCUCACUUGGCAGGUUGCUUGACAAUUCCUUUGUCAAUCCUCUGUGCGAGGGUCCUCCUUCCGAAUGCACCGCAUCCAGCGCGCCACCUGCAUACACACGGCUGGAACGUGGGCGAAGCAAAACCCAGCUGUUCGCCAAGACGCAGAAAUACAUAGACAAUCUGAGGAAGGUAAAAAAAGUAGACAACACCAUAUUGGGAAAUGAUUUCCACGGGAAAGAAAGCGAAAUAAUCCAUGAAAUCCCAGACCGAUUUCUGAACGCAUUCAAGUGGGCCUUACAAUUUAGAUUAAAAAACUUUAACUGUAAAUUUAUCAGAUUAUCCAAGUUGGCCAAAAAAAAAAAUGAAGAAUUAAAAAGCUACGAAAAUUAUGCCAUAGGGUAUAAAGAAAACUUACUAGCCAUGUUACAGAAGGAUAAAAAUUUUUUCCUGGAUAUUGUAAAUAAAUUGAAAGCAAAGGAUUAUUUUAAUUUCGAUAUUUAUUCUAUCUUCAGAUUUAUCCAAAUAGAUGUUCGUUUUUUUUUUUUCCCCGAGUGUCAUGACCAGUCGGCUGUUUUUUUCCUCAUUUUCGGGAACCUGGAAAAGGCCAUUGACUAUUUUAUUCGAAACAAAGACACCGUUGAUUUUAUGCAGAUGGAGAAGUACAAGAACAUGGGGGGGGGCAGCGAGAUGCACCUCAGCAUACGGCAGAGGAAGAAGUUGAGAAAGGCGGAACGGAAGCGCGAGAGGGAUAGGCGCCGGAGGGCGUAUAUGGCGCGGGCUGCCUCCUUGGGCGACGCCGACGGGGGUGUACCAACUGCUGACGAAGCAACUGUGAAUGAUCCAAGCGCCGAUGAAGAAACCGCCGAUGACGAAACUGCCGAUAACGAAACCGCCGAUGACGAAACUGCCGAUAACGAAACCGCCGAUGACGAAACUGCCGAUGACGAAACUGCCGAUGACGAAACCGCCGAUGACGAAACCGUCGAUGACGAAACCACAGAUGAUGAAACUGCCGAUAAUCAAAGCGCCAACGACAAAACCGACGACGGAGCAAUCCCUGAAAUUUCCAUAAACAGCAUAAGCGAGGCUUCCCCCCUGGAGGACAAAUUCGACUACUUCCUAAAACACUACGAUGAUGUUGAAUUUUUUUUUAUGAACCAUUUCAAGACGGCAGAAGAGUUAAAAUGCUUUUUCGAAAAAUGCCAUGUGGAAGAAAAUAAAAUAAAAAGAGAAGAAAUAAAUUUUAACGCAAAGGGAGAGGAAAUAAUAACCACGAACCAAGUGCUGAAAAAGGGGCUGAACUUAGAAAUGAUAAAAAAAAUUAUUAAAACAUCUCCGAGGUUAUCUUUAGUAAAUAAAAACACCAUCCUCAAAAGAAUAACUCAUUACAGAAAUGAGUUAAAAUAUGACUACGAAGAAUUGGUGCAUAUUCUGUAUAAUCUCCCACAAUUUUAUGCCUUUGGAAAUUUAAAAAAAAAAUAUAAAGAAUUGCUACACCUGCAUGAAACCAUAGAAGAGGAAGAUUUAAAGGCAUUUAUCAAAAAGUACCCAAGGAUAUUCACCUACAAUGUGUACAGAACCAUCAGACCCAAACUCUUAUACCUUAUCAGACAUAUGAACAAAACCUUUCGAGAUACUCUCUCCUUUCCACAAUAUUUUAGUUACAGCUUCCGCUUAAGAAUAAUCCCCAGACACAUUGCCUACAUGAAUUUAUACUAUGACAAUUAUAUCACUUACUACAAAGAGUUGCUCAGGAUACACAAUUAUGCUGACUUUAACAGAAGAUUUAACGAGUUGGUUUAUAAACCCAACAUCCCACCGAUCAAUUUGAAAAUGCUUCUGCAAACGUCGAACAAAGAUUUUAUGAAACAUUAUAAAAUUAGUUAUGACGAUCUUGUCAAAUCGACGCAGCUGGCUAAAAAUAUCCACAAUCCGUUCAUAAUGGAGUGA